AUGUCCAACAUUAUUUGGCAUAAUGUCAGACGUCAACGUGCCAGUCUAAAUACAAAGUACCAUUGUAUUUAUGGAUUCUUUUUCCUGGGACUAUCUAGACAACGACUUUGUGAAAUUUACGGCAAAAGUAAAUCCACAGUAUGUGCCUGGAUUACUUAUAAGCAAAAUAGUGUCUUAUCGGAAAAAGAAAAGCAGCUGGUAUAUAGAAAGUUCGGCAUGGCUAAACGACAGUGGAUUGUAAAUUUAUAUAUGAGGGAACCCACUUUAUUUCUCGAUGAGGCACAGAAACGUUUUUUUCAUAGAUUCAAAAUUUCAAUAUGCCGAGCUUCAAUAGUAAGGAUACUCCAUGCGGAAGGUAUGAGUUGGAAGAAACUUGAACGUCGAGCAAUGCAAGUCCGUAACGCUGAUAUUGCCAAAUAUUGCGAGGAGUUAUCAUUCCAAUGGGAUUUGCCAAACCUAGUUUUCUUGGAUGAGGCAGCCUUUGAUAGCAGAGAUAUGUUACGCAACAGAGGUUAUGGUUUUGUCGGAAAAAGAUUAAUUUUCCGUGGUGAGUUUCGUCGACGUCCGAGAGUGUCAACUCUUUGUUUUCUUGGUCAGGGUGGCCUUCUUGAUUCAUUCAUGACGAAGGGAACAUUUACUCGAAAGAUUUUUUUCGAGUGCUGUCGCACGUUUGCUUUACAAUCUGGUAAUGUGCAGACAUACCCGGGUUUCUAUUCAGUUUGGGUGAUGGACGGUGCUAGAAUCCAUUGUGAUAAACACAUUAUUAUGUAUCUUAGGUCCCUGGGUAUUGUCCCGAUCUUUUUACCCGCGUACUGCCCCUUUUACAAUCCGAUAGAGAUUAUUUUUGGCAUAAUUAAGCGAUACCUAAGACGACGUUAUGUGGAAAAUGACCCAAAAGACCUCAAAACAGUUGUAGGCGAUGCUUUACUUAGCUUCAAAAACUAUGAUUGCACCAAAAUUAUAAGAAAGUGCGGCUAUAACGAAGGUGGUAUCUUUGACCCUAAGGUAGGGCUUAACCAAUCGUUGCAAAACUUCGACUUUUGUUCGGAACUUGAAUCGAAAGAAGUGAUUUGA
Molecule: messenger RNA, 1074 nt
Organism: Sabethes cyaneus
Lineage: Eukaryota; Metazoa; Arthropoda; Insecta; Diptera; Culicidae
Exons: 1
Coding region: 1-1074 (357 amino acids)
Molecular function (GO): nucleic acid binding
Source: RefSeq, a predicted model, not a curated record